Molecule: messenger RNA, 3041 nt
Organism: Colletotrichum destructivum
Lineage: Eukaryota; Fungi; Ascomycota; Sordariomycetes; Glomerellales; Glomerellaceae
Product: Putative bromodomain-containing protein
Exons: 6
Coding region: 826-2982 (718 amino acids)
Biological process (GO): chromatin remodeling; transcription elongation by RNA polymerase II
Cellular component (GO): RSC-type complex
Molecular function (GO): chromatin binding; protein binding
Source: RefSeq, a predicted model, not a curated record
CUCGCUGCUUCCACCCACCGCACAAAAAUCACACACACCGAGAGAACGGUGGAGCUUUCCUGCCAAAUUGUCCUGUUCUUCCCAAUCUCCUCCAUCACUCUCCCACCGACCAUUGACGUCGAAGAUUUUGACCCACUUAGUCCACUGCCACCUGGCAACAGCUUCAAUUUGUGCGGCAUUGACUGCUGUUUCUUCACCUUCCGUUCCCACAGCAUUGUUUUCUGCUUCAAUUCAAUUGCGGCCUUGCCAAAACAUCGUGCGAGACCUGAGGCACCUCUCUGUCCACAGUACGUACUGUUCCUUGGCUCCAUCUCCCUCCGAAGGUCCGACCAAACCGUUCCAAGCCAGAAUCCAAUCCAACCGAAAUUCAGCGCCUUUGGCCCAUUUCCAUUGACGAAAUCCUCCUCAGUAUCCAAAGAGACCACUACCAUCGCGCAACAGUCCUGCACCCAAUUUUUCCCACCUCGAUCAGUGUUUGGGCUUCCGGCACAUCCAAAGCUACCCCCAUCCCAGCUUGAGAAACGUGGGGAGAGCUGCAAUACUAUUUCCAGGGUGCCUGCCUGCCUGGGUACCUUAGCUCCUUCUGUACUAGCGACAUAGCCUACAGCCCUGCUGCAAACAACCUUACGCAGCCAACCUUCCCAACUCCAAACCGACGCGUCUUCUGUCUUUGCAAACCUGUCGCAAUCGCAACAUCACCAUCGCCCUUCCACUCCAAGUCGCAUACUGCUACCAGCCAUUGCGGGCGCAAUAUUUUUCGGCAACCCUUUGUUGCGUACUUGACUAAUAGUGCAUGCGCCUGCGACCAUCAUCCUUAACUUUCUAAUGGACAACAAACGCAGGUCGUCGGCCAUGAACGGCGCGACAGAUGCUCAAGAGCCCAACGCAAAGAAGCAGAAGCUUGCUGCGAAAUACAACCUGAAGGAGCAAGAGACAGUCGAGUCCACCACUGAAUAUGGUCAUUUCUUUCUCGAACAAAUCCGCCGAACCGCUGACAAAAAUGGACGUAAGGUCUCUGGCUACUUCGAGUCGCUGCCCGAUAAGGAUAGCAACCCCGAAUACUACAAGAAGACGAGAAUGCCUAUCUCCCUCGCAAUGAUCGAGAAGAAGCUCAACCAAGGAGACUUUCCCACCCUCACCGAACUUGAAAGUUACUGCAAGCGCAUGGUAUCAAAUGCCAAGGAGUUCUACCCUCGCGGGAGUCAGCUCUUCGAAGAUGCAGAACGGGUCCGGAAGGCCCUGAGUAACUUCAUGACCAAGUACAACCCUGCUUACGCGAGAGGUGGUUAUACGGCCAUUCCCACCCCCCUGCCUGCCGAUGGCACUGCGGAUGACGUAGAGGAAGAUGUCGAGCCUAUUUCUCAGUCUACAAGUGGCCGUCGCAAGUCUCAAGCUGCAGCCAAGUCUCCUGAGCAACAGGACGAUGCUGAUGGCGAUGAGGAAGAAGACAUUGCCGAAGUCGACGACGGAGAGGACGAAGAGGAAGAGGAAGACGACGAUGCCGAGGGUGAAGAGGACGAUGACGAAGGAAGUCAGACAUCCAGGCCCGCCACUAUCCUCAUUCGUCGUCGAGGACCAGGCAGACCUACCAAAGGGACAACGCCACGCAAGACAAAGGCACGGACCGUCACGCCCAGCCGCCCUGACUGUGAGUAUGAGGGCAUCCCCUACAAGGGCCUCAGUUUUCAGGCUGCUCAGGAGAAGAUCGUGGAGGAGAUGAUCCGGAGCAAGGAGGAUGGCGGUCAAGAGCCCUAUUUCGAACCUUUCGUCAACCUUCCUCCCCGCGUCUUGAAAGAUUACUACAGAAUUGUGAAGGAGCCUAUCUCACUGAAAAAGCUCCAGAAGUCUGUGAAAGGUGUCAAGGGCCGCAAUGAGGCCACCGGCACCAGCGAAUUCAAGACCUGGGCAGCAUUCGAAGAAACGGCUAGCUUGCUCUGGAAGAACGCUUUCUUCUACAAUGAGGAGGGGAGCGAGAUCUACGAGCUGGGCCAGGAGCUCGAGGAGUUCUUCAAGAAUGAGUUGAAGCAAGCCAAGGGCGCUGUUCAAGAGCCGGCACAGCCUAAGAUCAAGCUUAAAGUCCAGCAACCGGCGCCUGAGCAGCCCGCACCUUCAUCAAAAAAGAUCACAAUCCACGUGGGGGGCAAGAGCGACUCGGGAGAGUCGCCUGCACCCCCGAUCUCCCAGUCGGCUGGACACCAGGUCGGCGAUCAUGCACCUAUCGCCAACGGCAUCACGCGCCAGAGUGGAGCUCCAGCUGUUCCGGCUGCGAUGGACAGGAUUCACAGUGUCUCCGUCGCCUCGCCAAGCCCUUCGAUUGUCAACAAUGUCAAGCGAGAGGAUGCUGCCCGUCCCUCCCCAACAGUGACACCCGGUCAUACUAGCACGCCCUCGGCCUUUCCGCCGCCCGCUACUGGAUCGGCUACAAAUCUAUCUAAUGCGACCUUUCAGCCUAUAGGUGUUGCGCAGCAUCAGCCGCAGAUUAAUGGCAUACAGCAGCAGCCGCAGCAGCAGCAGAAACCUCUGUGGGACCAGACGAGACGCGCUCCAGGCAAAGGAGCUGCAGAUGCAUUGAUCAGCAGCCUUAGAGUCCAGACGCACCCAAUGAUCAAUGUUGAGCGGCGCUUCGAGAUUACUCUGUUGCCUCUCGAGAAAGAGGCACAACAGUCAGUGACGGUUCACAUGCAGUCCAGCCACUUGAGAGUCCAGCUCAUCCUGGUCGUGCCCUCGUUCCUAGAGAAAGAAGGACGUCAGUGGAGACUUUUUGUAUCGGUUAACCGCCAGAUGGCCCACCAGGCUCACCCUGUUCCCGGUCAGGUGCUGCCUCUCGGCGCCCGCGUCUUUGAAGCCCAGCUUCAGGCUGGAGCUGUCAACAACAUUGAGGUCUCCGUUGCGGCUGCUUUGCCCAAGGGUCAAAAGCUGUCCAGCGGCGCUGAUUUCGAAGUGGAGCAGAUGACGGUGUUUGCUCACGUGGCCAAGAACUAGGAGUUUUCCGCCAUCACAAGCCGACCUGUCGAACUUCAUGGCACCUCCCACCUCAAUAA